This is a messenger RNA of Anopheles coustani, 2055 nucleotides long. It is a transcript of the gene Notum, whose product is annotated as palmitoleoyl-protein carboxylesterase NOTUM. Gene Ontology annotation, molecular function: hydrolase activity. NCBI's taxonomy places the organism in Eukaryota, Metazoa, Arthropoda, Insecta, Diptera, Culicidae. The transcript has 5 exons. The record is from RefSeq and is a predicted model, not a curated record. Bases 1 to 2055 code for a protein of 684 amino acids.
AUGGAGGUGACAGUUAUCAUCCUACUCAUGGUACACUCGCUGCCCAGUGUUCGGUGUCGUUCGGCAAACGUAAACUCCCCCAACCACCCGCACAGCCGGCAUCAUCGGGCGAACAUUUCCAUCGAAAGCAACUCGAUACAGCGGCUCGAUGCGUCGGGCGGCGGGCGGAUGGCAUCGGCGGGCAAUGGAGGGGCCUCGUCCUCGCAGCCACUGCUGAAGCGAGUGUUUCUGUCCAACCGGACGGUGACCUGCAACGAUGGGUCGCAGGCCGGCUUCUACCUGCGCAAGUCGCCCGGCUCGCGACGGUGGGUCGUGUUUUUCGAGGGUGGCUGGCACUGCUUCGAUCACAAGUCGUGCCGGACGCGCUGGCUCAAGCAGCGCCACCUGAUGACGUCGGUGCAGUGGCCCGAAACGAGAGAUGUUGGCGGACUUCUGUCUCCGAUGCCGUCGGAAAAUCCCUACUGGUACAACGCGAACCACGUGUUCGUGCCGUACUGCAGCAGUGACUCCUGGAGUGGUACCAAGAUCCGGCCCGACACCCGCGACGGUCUGCGCUUCAUGGGCUCGCUGAUUGUGCGCCAGGUCAUGUCCGAUCUGGUGCCGCUCGGGCUGGGCCAUUCCCAGGGGGCGGACCUGCUGAUGGCCGGUUCAUCUGCUGGUGGACUCGGUGUGAUGCUGAAUCUGGACAAAGUGCGCACGUUUCUGCAGAAUGAGCGAGGUUUGAAAGUAAGCGUUCGGGGCGUUAGUGACUCCGGCUGGUUCCUGGAUCGUGAACCGUACACCCCGGGAGCGGUCGCUGCCUCCGAGGCCGUUCGUCAGGGGUGGAAAAUGUGGGACGGUGCGCUGCCGCAAGCCUGCGUGGCCGAACACUCGAAGGAACCGUGGCGUUGCUACUUCGGACAUCGGUUGUACAACACGCUGAAAUCUCCCCUGUUCGUGUUCCAAUGGUUGUUCGAUGAGGCACAGAUGCGGGCGGACAGUGUAGGGGCACCGGUCACCCCGCAGCAGUGGAACUACAUCCACGACAUGGGCGGUGCGCUGCGGGAAUCGCUCAACAACGUGUCGGCGGUGUUCGCACCGUCGUGCAUCGGCCAUUCGGUGCUAACGAAGCGCGACUGGAUGAAGCUGAAAAUCGACGACAUUUCGCUGGCGGACGCACUCCGAUGCUGGGAGCAAUCGAACGCCGACGAGCGGCAGUCGCAGUGGCGUUCGGUCAACCGAAGCCCUCAGAAGCUCCACCGCAAGCACAAUCCGCAGGGUGGCCGCAGAAAGAACAAGCAGCAGCAGCAGCAGCAGCAGCAGCAACAGAGAAAGCAAUUACAAACGACCACCGGAUCCGUGGGCACGGAACAGACCUCGGACCGGCCACCCCGUCCGAAGCUAACCAAAGAAGAACGGGAACGCCGGCGACAGGAGCGACGUAAGCGUCAGAACCUGAAGAAGCCAAACGGUACCGACCCGAGCGGUCCCGCCGAUUCCACCGGUUCAACGAAAGUUCCUAAACUAGAUCGAUCGCCAAAAAAUAGUAGUACCAGCACGCCUAUCCCAGCCAACGGUAACCAACCCGUGGGCCACAACAAUCAACCGAAGCGCCACAACCAGCGUCACCAUCCGGGGCAGACGAAGAAGCAACAGCAACAACCGGACGUCUCUCGCACCCCAGCGACGACGGUUGCGACGAACGAGCAGUCUCCUCCACACAAGCUGCGGAAUCAGAACAAGAAACGCCAGAACGCCCACAGAAAUCGCAACCGGAAGGCACGCGGUGGGAACGGCGGCGGUGGCCGCAACCGGGCGCCCCAGGCACUGAACAUUCCCGAACCAAAGAAGUGCUCGCUGCGGCUGCUGGAGCGGUGCAGUUGGCCGCAGUGCAACCACUCCUGUCCGACGCUCACCAACCCGCUGACGGGCGAAGAGAUGAAGUUCCUCGAGCUGCUCGCCUCGUUCGGGCUCGACAUGGACGCGGUCGCGACGGCCCUCGGCGUCGACAUGCAGACACUGAACAACAUGGACCGCGCCGAGCUGGUCAAUCUGCUCACGCAACAGGUGACGUAG